AUGUUCGCCCGGAAGGGCAAAUCUUCAGAUGUACAGGCCAGCAUCUCGAGAUUCACUGACUUGAAUAGGUUUCGUUUUGAACGCAGAUUUCUGGAGUUCAAUGAAACCUGCUUUUCAGAGAUUGCGUGAGUCGCGUGAAGCAUUUGAAAAUCUUACUGGACACGCUGACAACAAAUGUAAAAUUUUUUUUGACGUUGAUUUGAAUAAUCUUUUUUUUUAGGAAAAGCGGCAGCUGCUCGACGAACACAGCUUUGAAACGUUUCAUCUGGUGGAUGAGCUUCUGCUAGUUAAUGACGUCAGCAGUCAAGUGACAGAAAUUUAUAAAUUACACUUCAAAACGAGCUCUCAUUCAGAUUGACAGUGCAAUCGAAGCAGAAAGCGGUCUGUGGACUCUCGAACAAGUGCUCUGUCUUGCUCCGGAACUCGUGGGCAGUGGUAUGUUCCGUCUUCCUUUCACAAAUCACUGACUAUUUUCAAGGUUGGCAACGACAUGCUAUUGAAUCUCUGCUCAAGAAGGCAGUCUACCCGAAGAAUCUGAUGGCCGUCCGGAAGAUCGCCAUCCGACUUUUCCUCGUUUUCUAUCAGUGCCUGGGCGUGUACGGAAAAGCCACCCCAGACCUGGAUCGUGUCUUUCAAUGCCUUCUUCCUUUCUUUCCUCUUCGAAGUGGCGAGAAUGCAGAAGACGUGCUUAACGAGUACUGUCAGUCGUCUGGAACUGGCGAUUGGUGCGAAAGACUGCGGAACGGACCAAUAAAAUCAACGGCUUCUCCUGCGCAAACGUCGAAAGAAAGAGCGCAGAUGCUGCAGGUUUAUUUGGAUAAAUUCCUGGAGUAUUGUACGCGAGAAACAGUCCGAAUUGAAUGGAACGAUGAAGGAAAAAGGCAGGAUUGUGCCAAUUUUAUUAUUGACAAGUGAGAGCUACGAAUUAAAAGUCAGUACCUAUCACAUUAAUUUUCAGGGUAAUCAAGCUGUACAUGGGCGAGUGUUUCACAGAACUUGAAACGAAUGGAGUUGAUGUAUUCGGAGGAUGGGAAGGAGCGGAUGAGACAGGAGAGCCCCUCGACACGGCCGAUCCUGUCGUCAUUGCAAGGUACUGGCUCAUCCGGUGGAUCAACAACAUCGCUUCGGCCACGCACACUGCCUCGAAUGGCCCACAGACCGCCCACGCUUCCCUUCUUCUCUACCGAAAUUCUCUCUUCUCGUCGCAAAAAGCGACUAAUGUUGCGUUGACUCUGAUGCGAGAAGCCAUGAAACUUCCGUUAGCAUGCAGCAAUGUGACCCACAAAGUAGUGAAUGUGCUCUCUGCGUGGCUGCUUCAGUACGAGAUUCCUCCUUUCGUGGCAUCAGGAGAAGUUACGAUCGAGAGAUGCUCCCUGCUCCUUUCCAACAUCCUCCUCAGCUUUUUCCAUUCUCCAUACCUCUCACAGUGCGGCGAACGGUGAGUCCGUCUCAUCUUUCAUCUAAAAUGGUCUUUGCAGCCAAUCUUCGGCGGUGUCCAUCGCUUUUGCAAUUCUCACGUCCUGCAAACAACUGGUUGCCCAUCGAAUUCAGCUCCCGAAGCCCCUUCCCCAGAAGUUCUGGUCCGAACUGAUGGCUGGGCUCUGCUCGUGCGCUUCCAAAAUUUGUCACCAAUCGGACAUCUUCUCGCAGCACGUCUCAGCCGCAUUCACUUCCACUCUCAUUUCGAACGUCGUCAUAAUUAAGGCAGUUCGACGAAUUGAGAUUGACGAUGAAGUUUGGGAUGAAGUGCACGAAGUUAUGAAAAGAGGAGUCUGGAUUUCGAUGGCUGAACAGUGGGCGACGGUGGGGUUAUUCAAUUUCUCUAAACUCUUUUGAAUCGGAUCUUUCUUUCAGAUUGUCAAUAGUGUGACCCGUGCUCUCAUCCUCCAUCUCGCACACGUUGACAUAUUUUCAAGAGAAGAAGCCCUGAGAAAGGCGACUGAGAGCUCACAAAGCUCGUCCAGUCGUCGGCAGGCGAUCGAGUCAACAACAGCUAUGGAAGAGCCUAGAAAAGAGUCCUCCGAAGGCGGCGAAAGUCUUUCGUCGUCGAAUACGAUCAGCGAAGAUAAUGUGUUCCACGACACUGAUGACAUCACAAAUGCCGUCACCGUUAGUCACAGAGUUUCCCAGGAUCUUUUAUAAGGCACUUUUUUUUCAGUCCUGGUCUGGAGAUAAACUGGCGUGGCUCCAGACGUGGAGACGGGUGAUCUCACUGGUUGAUCCGUACACGAAUGCGAGUGCUCACGUGGCAAUUGACUGCACUUCGCAGACAAUCAAGAACCUUCUCUCGGUUGGUUUUUUUUCUAGUGAAUAAUUCCAAUGAAAUGUGCUCUCAGGUGAACCUCCAUCCUCUCGCCCACUGGCUCGCUUGUCGCCUCGUCACUGUGCCGCCCAUUCUGCUUCCUCGUUGCGUUCCGGCCCUUUCUGCUAUUUUGAACGAGUCCAGUGUUCGGAGACCUCCCCCUCUCCUCUCCGCGAACAUUCUUCUCUGCUUCAUCCGAUUGAUGCAGUCCAAGGAGCAACUCGUUGUCCCAGCCAUCUGUGGACUUUCUGCUCACGAACUCUCGAUUGUUGCUCCACGAGCUCUAGAACAUCUUCCGAAAAUGUUGAGUGCCGCGAAAACGUCCAAAGACUCUAAGGUUUCCUCGAACUCGCUCAAACUCUUUUCAAUGCUCGCAUCCUCCUAUCCUGGAGCCGAGCAAGUUCUCCUGGAUCAACUGGCAAACACGGAUGCAGCCGAUAACGCUGUCGUUAUUGUGAAUACAUUGGCCAUUUUGAUCGUGCAGAGGGCUCAGAUUGAUCUAGUUCUGACUGCGAUGAAAAUGAUUGAGACGCAUCAGUUCGCAAUGAGACUCAUCCCUCUCUUCUGCUCUUCAAUUGCAUCUCUCGCUCAAUUCAGCAGCACAACUCUUCUUCAAGCUCUGCUCAGAGCUGCCUCGCUGCUGAGAGACGAACGGACGAGGACGGAAGUCGAGUGGCAGAUGACGAAACUGUGUGUGCAAUGGCCGCAACCUCAGCUGCCGCUGGUCAUACGAGGAAUAAUUGCCGAUCGGCACUCUGUUUUACUCGGAGAAUUGGUUUCCCUGGGUGGACAGUAUCCGAUGAGGGGAUUCGAUGUUUCGAGGUGGAAUUCAAUUGAGAGUAGCCCGAAAACAACGCCGGGAGCACAAGAAGAAAAGACAGUAUAUGUGAAUAGAAGCUCGGCGAUUGUGAGCAUUUCUAGGAAAGCUUCAUGUGAAGUGACGUGCAGAACUGUAGUCGGUAGGCAUGUGUGGGAACUGGACACGCACGAAGAGAAGAAGAAAACAGCGACGAAUGUGACGAAUUGGUUGCGGAAAGAAGCUAUGAAGGGGAAGAGACCGGGCAGAGAAAGCCAGGGGAUCCUUGGAGCCAUGGAUGACCCGUUCGAUGAACUGCCCGAGGUCAGAGCUCCGUCCGUCGGAUCUUCGUACACGGACGCGUCGCCGAUUGAAGGAUCAGCUCAGUUCGCAUCAAUUAUCGAAACGAGUCGUCGGCAGCCGCAACCGAUCGGCAGCUACUCGCAACACGAUGCUCCCGCUUUCACGCCGAACUCGAAACUGUUGGAAUGGAGAUCUCUUUCUGCUUCUCUUGGAUUCGUUCCUGCCGUCUCCUCGGUUCACACGAACUUUCAGAGAGAUCUCAAACAUUUGGAUCAAACGUCUUCUCGAGAAGUUCACAAAGUUGCGAUCAUCUACGUCAGCGAAGGACAGGAAGAUCGCAGCUCGAUCCUUUCGAAUAUAGCUGCAUCUCCUCAGUUCGACGAGUUCACAGGAGAACUCGGAUGGGAAGUGAAAAUAGGAAGAGGACAUGACGGAUAUCACGGAGGACUCCCAGUCGAAACGAGGGCUCCAUACUAUGCGGACGCAGAGUGCGAAGUGAUAUUCCACGUGAGCACAAUGCUGAACGGAGAUGUACAACAGAAAUGGAAGCAUAUCGGAAACGACGAAGUGCACGUCGUCUGGACAGAAAACAGUCGAAAGACGUACACGAGGGAGACUAUCGCUACCAAGUUUUGUGAUGUGCUUAUUGUUCUAGAGCAUGUUGGAGACAAGGUACGACUUAUUUUCAGUCCGGAAACCUUCUAGAUUUCUUUCUCAGAUGGUUCGCGUCCGAGUCGACACUUCUUCCACCCUCGAGUUUGGCCCUCUCUUCGACGGAGCACUGGUCUCCAUGUCUGAGUUGGCCCAGCUGGUCAGGCUCACUGUGGUAAAUACACGGAUUACAUCAAGAUUCUAAAUCUAUCAUUACAGAUCAACGCAUCUCGCGCUUACCGUCUCGCACGCGUCGAGCAUUCCCGCCCGCUCCGUCACCGAGAGGAAGUGUUCUGCAAUGAAGCGUUGGCUCACAUGCGACCAAUGGCUCUGGCUCAAUCGAUCAAUCAUUUGUACGUUCCCACCAUUUAG
Molecule: messenger RNA, 4424 nt
Organism: Caenorhabditis sp. 36 PRJEB53466
Lineage: Eukaryota; Metazoa; Nematoda; Chromadorea; Rhabditida; Rhabditidae
Source: the annotation of a GenBank genome assembly